Molecule: messenger RNA, 2361 nt
Organism: Parnassius mnemosyne (clouded apollo)
Lineage: Eukaryota; Metazoa; Arthropoda; Insecta; Lepidoptera; Papilionidae
Source: the annotation of a GenBank genome assembly
AUGCAACAACCUCAUCGUCCAGGAAAUCUUAAACAGAGCAAUAAAGCUCACAAAUCCCGUCAUAGAUCGAAACGAGGUAUAUCUGCUGCGGUAAAAGGCAAAGUAAACGUAAAAGAAUUUGUACGUCGUAAUCGACAUGUAUUAAAGAAACAAGAGCGUCGUCACCAAGCGAUGCAAAUACGUAAAAAUGAACGUGAAGAAGUAUUGGCCAAGAAGCGUGCUCUUGGCGGUAUUCGAACUCCUCCGUUCCUAGUUUGUGUGGUGCCGCUUAAUGCACAACUUGACGUGCAAUCUGCUUUAGUAAUUUUGAAGACUUGUUCUGAAACAGCUAUUGUUAGCCAAUCCGAAAAUGGCAUUUUGCAUAUUGGCUUACCAAACUUCAAGCAACGGUUUUCCUUUAUUUGCCCAGAAAUUGAUAAUGAAUUCAGUUUACUAGAUGCACUCAAAGUAGCUGAUACAGUACUGUUUAUUAGUUCGGCUCUUGAUGAACCAGUUGAUGAAUGGGGUGAGAAGGCCCUGGCUUUAACAAUGGCACAAGGCAUACCAACGCCUGUUGUCGUUGCUAUGGAUAUUGAAGGUGUUCAUCCUAAAAAACGAACAACCGAGAAACAAAAUGUUCAGAAGCUUAUUUCAAAGUGGUUACCAGAGGAAAAAGUUUUGCAGUUAGAUAAAAGUUCAGAUGGGUUGAAUGUGUUACGUAAAAUAGGUAACCAGAAACGUAAAAUAAUACACCACAGAGAAAAAAGACCUUACAUGUUAGCAGAAGAAGUUGAAUAUCUACCUGAUACUGAAGGAGAGCUUGGGACCCUUAAAGUUAGUGGAUAUUUACGAGGAAUGCCUUUAAAUGUCAAUGGCUUAAUUCAUAUAGCUGGUCUUGGUGAUUUUCAAAUGACAAAAAUAGAAGGUCUUGAUGAUCCACACCCAUUAAAUUUAGGCAGAGAAAAUGCAAAAUCAGAAACAAUGGAUGCAGAAGUAACUAAAACAGUUUUGCAAGUUGUUGAUCCUACAAAACAAGAAAGCUUAAUUUCGGAAAAUGUCCCUGACCCAAUGGAUGCAGAACAGACUUGGCCAACAGAAGAAGAAAUAGAACAGGCAAAUUUGGAUACCAAAAAGAAAAUUAAAAAGGUACCAAAAGGCUGGUCUGAUUACCAGGCAGCUUGGAUUGUUGAGUCCGAUGCUGAGGAGGAUGCUUCUGAUGGCAAUAGCGAAGACGAUGAUGAUGAGGAUAAUGAAGAAUUUAUGUCAUGUGAAGAGGACAAUUCUGAUCAAGAAGGCAAAGAAGAAGAAAACGACUUUCAAUCUGUCACUGAUUCUGAAGUAGGACCUACUGACGAAAAGUAUGAUGCUACCAUAGACACAGUGGAAGAACAUGAAAUGCUUCAAAAGCUAGCAGCUGCAAAAGAAGAUCAACAAUUUCCUGAUGAAGUGGACACCCCACAGGAUAUUCCUGCCAGGGAGCGUUUCAUGAGAUACAGAGGAUUAGAGUCUUUUAGAACAUCGCCAUGGGAUUGUAAAGAAAAUUUACCAGAAGAUUACGCUCGCAUAUUUCAAUUUGAGAAUUAUGAGCGUACAAGAAAAAGAGUAUUUAAGGAAUUAGAGGAUAGUUUAAUAAACAUGUAUGGUUUUUAUAUAACAAUACAUGUUCAAGGCGUGCGUAAAGAUCUCUGGAACGCUUUCCAUUCGUCCAAUGCAAACGCUCCAUUAGCAAUUUUUGGACUCCUUCCUCAUGAGCAUAAAAUGUCUGUUAUGAAUGUGGUAUUGAAACGAACGGGAGCUAGCGAUGAACCGAUAAAAAGCAAGGAGCGGCUUAUUUUCCAAGUUGGUUACAGAAGAUUCAUCGUUAAUCCCAUUUUCAGCCAACACACAAAUGGAACUAAACAUAAGUACGAAAGGUUCUUUCAAUCUGGUUCAACAUGUGUCGCCACUUUCUUCGCUCCCAUUCAGUUCAGUCCAUCGUCAGUCCUCUGUUUUAAGGAAAAGAAGAAUACAAAACUGCAACUUAUAGCAUCAGGAGUCCUCCUUUCUUGCAACCCAGACAGACUUAUCAUCAAGAGAAUUGUUCUCUCUGGACAUCCAUUCAAGGUUCACAGAAGAUCAGCAGUAAUAAGAUUCAUGUUCUUCAAUAGAGACGAUGUAUUGUAUUACAAGCCUUGCAAGCUGAGGACAAAGUAUGGCCGCACUGGUCAUAUCAAGGAGCCAUUAGGUACACACGGGCACAUGAAGUGCGUGUUCGACGACCAAUUGAAAUCUCAAGACACAGUGCUGCUAAAUCUCUAUAAACGCAUGUUCCCUAAAUGGACCUACGAGGAUUGUAUCGCUAUCGAUCGGGAUUGGAAGGAACGCGAUAAUAUGGAGUCAUAA